Messenger RNA from Besnoitia besnoiti, 1797 nucleotides. RefSeq lists its product as uncharacterized. The transcript is spliced from 11 exons. Bases 1 to 1797 code for a protein of 598 amino acids. NCBI's taxonomy places the organism in Eukaryota, Apicomplexa, Conoidasida, Eucoccidiorida, Sarcocystidae. The record is from RefSeq and is a predicted model, not a curated record.
AUGAACAUGGACGAAAGCGGAUGUCCAUCGUUUCGGAAGGAUUCGCCGUCGAAAAUGGCACACGGCGACGAUAGCUUCGGGGUGCCCCGGCGCCCGCCGCCGGCUGGUGGCCCCUACGGCGACGCCGCGCCCUAUCCCCUAGAGAAGGCCUAUCCAGCCCAAGAGGCUGAGACCUUGUUUCCCAGCUACCCCUUGAAGGAACCUGCGUUUCACUGCGAGCCAAGCGAGAGGGCCCGGUGGGAGCCGCCCGCUGCCUACACAUCUGCGCUGCCCGACAACCCGUACAAUCAGCAAGGCAGGAACUAUUUCGACGGCGACGUACGAGACUAUCCGACGGAGGGAGAGCGUGGUAGACAGCAGGAUUCGCCGGAGCUGUUCCAGGAACCAGGGAGGGCUUCGUGCUAUGGGGGGCAGCAGGAGCCGCGGACGCCAGAGUUUUACGGCCCCCCGACCACGUCGCUUUCUCAUGAGCAGCCCGGCGCCCAUUUGAGUGGCGAGGGGAACUACGGGGCCUUUCGCUCCAGGGAGCCCUCGUCUAUGGCAGUCCCUAUCGCUUCAACUCACACAACGCUACUCGAUCACUGCCGUACCAACGGGGGACGCGGGCGUGUCUCUAUCCCCCACGACGACGUGCGCCAGAGAGCUCUUCAAGGUCACCGAACCGCUGACCUUCUCAAGACUCCUUGUGACCACGACUUUUUCCAUCGCCGCAGGCUUCCUCCCAGUGUUGCUGCUUGCAUGCAGCCCGCAGGAAAGGAGGUUGACUGGAGUGAGAGAAGCAUGUUCCGUAAAUCCAUUCCGUCCGUUAUAUUUUCCAGCGAGCAGGUUGCAGACCGCCUCAGGCAAACACCGCCUUCCCAGAGACUGAAGGAAGAAGAGAGAAUGCGGACGGCGGAGCAGGGUAACAGAAGCAACAGGAGCGAAAGGGUUCAGUGCCUUUUACAACAGUCUGCCAUGCCAGACGGAACUAUCAGCAAACUGCCGCUUUUCACCGCGCAGGUGAAAGACUGUUCAUAUGACAGUUCGCUUCUGUUGAAUGGAGGAAGGCACUACAAGAAGCUGUUCCCCGCGCGGUCGGCGAUUGACGGGGUGUCGCCGCUUCUCCAGUCCACUGCUCAAGAAGAAACAGGACCCGGACUGACCUCGAAGUCGCGAGCCGCGCAUUCACAAGAUUCGUCGCAGUUGAGGAGUAUUCUGACUCAGGAGAUUCCGCCAGCUAACGGGGAACUGAAAGGCCAGCGACCGUGCUUCAGGAGCUCUUCCCUGGUGGCCGCGAAGAAUCCCCAGCGGUGGGGCGUCAACGUUUUCGCCUACGAUCUCCCUCCUCCUCGCCGCCAAUUCCAAGCGUCUCUGCGCGAUCACCUGGAUUCUAACCUCGUCCCUGACCAUAGCUCGGACGAUAUUACGCAUUGCAAGACGAUACAAGCUUCUGUCCUCCGGCCGUCUCUGGAUAUGUCCACGCUGACCCCGUUGAAAGACGUUCCUCAAAAGGGCGUCGCAAUGCGAGGGCGAGAAGCGGACAGCGUCCACCUGGAUGCUUGCUUGAUUCCCGUGCUUGCCGAUGAGGUACAGGGCCGCAGAGCACCUGGGACCCUUCGUCAGGAUGAGAGCUCCCUGCGGUCGGACUUUGUUCCUGUUAAAGAAGCUACAUACCGUCACAAACGCCACAUCCUAGCUGCGCAUGACCAUCUUCAAGUGGAUAUGGUCCCAGAUACUGAGGAACGCCACCGAAGACAGAGACCGGCCCCCGCGUUCUGCCGAGCUCCAUCGAUUCCGCUUGGUAUGACAUGGGCGUAA